AUGAGUUAUCGGCCGACUACACGGAGUAAAAAUAAGAGGCAAAGACCGGACGAUAGUGCUGCUGCCACUUGUAAAAUUUUCAGGAGAAUUCACACAACUGGCCUAGUGACUGAAGAUGAUGCAAGUCAACUAUACAUGACUUGGACGCCUGUUUGUCAAGGUUGUCGUGUAAAUACAAAAGACAACCCCAAUUGCUUUUGCGGAUUGAUUCCUCCUCCCAAUGGAAAUCGAAAAGCUGGGUUAUGGCAGAAGAUGUCAGAGAUUGUUCAUUCGCUCGGUCAUGACCCAUCAAAGGACCUUCGUGCUUCCCCUGACUCACCUGCUGGCCUCACUAAUCUGGGAGCGACAUGCUAUGCCAAUAGCAUACUCCAGUGCCUGUACAUGAAUAAGGCAUUUAGAAAAGGUGUUUUUUCUGUUGAACUGGAGGUUUUGAAAGAACAGCCUGUGUUGAAUCAACUUGCCCGACUUUUUGCACAGCUGCAGGCUAGCACAAUGGCUUUUGUUGAUUCUGCUCCAUUUAUUCAAACUCUGGAGCUAGAUAAUGGUGUACAGCAGGAUAGUCAUGAGUUCCUUACCUUACUUUUCUCUUUACUUGAGCAAUGCUUGAGCUGUUCUACAGUUUCCAAAGCCAGAUCAAUUGUCCAAGAUCUUUUCCGAGGAGGUGUGUCACAUGUGACAAAGUGCUCAAAAUGUGGAAAUGAGUCUGAAGCUUCAUCAAAAAUUGAAGACUUCUAUGAGCUGGAGUUGAAUGUCAAGGGCUUGAAGAGCUUAGAAGAGAGUUUAGAUGAUUAUUUAAGUGUUGAAGAGCUUCAAGGAGAUAACCAAUAUUAUUGCGAGUCAUGUGCUUCUCGAGUUAAUGCUACUAGGAGUAUUAAGCUGCGGUCACUGCCUGCUGUUCUUAAUUUCCAGCUCAAGAGAUGUGUUUUCCUUCCAAAUACUACAACGAAGAAGAAAAUCACUUCGGCAUUUUGUUUUCCUGGUGAACUUGAUAUUCGACACUGGCUUUCUGAACAUUCUCAAUCAGACUUAAUAUAUGACUUGUCAGCCGUAUUGAUUCACAAGGGGUCUGCUGUAAAUAGUGGCCACUACAUAGCCCAUAUUAAGGAUGAGAAUACGGAGCUUUGGUGGGAAUUUGAUGAUGAACACGUCUCAAACUUAGGGCGACACCCAUUUGGUGGAGGUUCUUCUCUUCCUGCCGAUAAACUUGUUCAAAUGGAGCCCAUUGUCCAUCCAUCUGGCUGUGAUCCAAUGGAUGUUGUGAAUGGAAAUGACGUAGAUGUUUGCCAGCAGCAAUCUUCAGAUUCUAAUGUUGUUGGUCAUGUACAGACAUUCUCAUCAAGUGAUGCAUAUAUGCUGAUGUAUAUUCGUAGGCUUCCAAAGAAUGACAGUGGAAAAGCACAAAUGGGGUCUGAUGGAAAUAAAAGGUUACGAGAUGGUGAUGCGGUUAAUCCACCGACUGAUGUUUUUCUUCCAUCUCAUCUUUCUGAAGAUUUAAGAAAAUUGAAUGCAUCAUACCUUGAGUCUUGCAAACAAUACCAAUCAAAGAAGGAGCUAGAAUGUAAUCACAUUUUAGCGCGGCGACAGGAGGUACGAUCUAUUCUUUUUGAAGCCCCGGUUCAAGUGCCCGGGGAACCAUAUUUUUGGAUUGCCACAGACUGGUUUCGUCAAUGGGCUGACAACAUCACUCCAGUUGCUAUUGACAACACCCCUAUCCAGUGCUUGCAUGGAAAGGUCCCAGUUUCAAAAGUUGGCUCCAUGAAGCGGUUGUCAGCCAAAGCUUGGACCAUGUUAUCCUCCAAGAAUGAGGGGGGGCCCACAUUGUCCAAAGAUGACUACUGCGUUGAUUGCCUUUUUGAGAAGGCAUGCAGUAUGGUGCGUGCUGAUGGGUAUAGGGAUCAAAGAACAUUGAUGAAAGAACUUGCGGAGGCAGCACUUGCGGGCAAGUGUCUGGAUGGAAAGCUGUACUAUGUGUCUAAGGCAUGGUUGCAGCAGUGGCUCCGCCGGAAAAAUGUGGACUCUCCCUGUGAAGCUGAUGCAGGACCAACAGCUUCAAUCAGGUGCCCCCAUGGGCAACUUAUGCCUGAGCAAGCUGCUGGUGCUAGGCGUUUGCUGGUUCCUGAGCAUCUCUGGCUUUUCUUUUUCGAAAGUGCUAAUGCCGUAAAUACUAAUGUUACUAUGGAUUGUGCAACUUUUCCUUCAGACUCUGAGCCAUGUGUUCAAUGCAGUAUGGAACUUACCGAAGUGGCUUCCUUGGAGGAUAAUCUUAGAGACUUCAAGUUGAAACAACGGCAGAUGCAUGAGAAAUUAGCUUUUGGAAGAAGUAUACAACUUUAUGCCCAUAGCAGAUACUAUUUGUUGCCCUCUUCAUGGCUGUCAAAAUGGAGAAGCUAUGUCACUGCUGGUGGCAAGAGUGCUGCUGCUUUUGAAGAACCAGAAACUUUGAAUAGUGUCAUUGAUUUACUGAAAUGUGAAAAGCACUCAAGACUUCUUGAAAGGCCUCCUGAGCUCAUUUGGAAACGUGGUUUGAUUCUCCAACAGGUGCCCACUGUAAGUGUGACACAUUUCUGA
This is a messenger RNA of Ilex paraguariensis (yerba mate), 2568 nucleotides long. NCBI's taxonomy places the organism in Eukaryota, Viridiplantae, Streptophyta, Magnoliopsida, Aquifoliales, Aquifoliaceae. The record is from the annotation of a GenBank genome assembly.